GCUUUUAGCCAAGGGUACGGGGUGGUGUGUUAGGGGGAAAAAAAAGGAACAAGUUUGCUUAACCUAGAUGAAUAUACUUACACGUUUAAAACAUUUAUAGAUUUAAUACUAAUCAUAGUUUGCGAUCGCUUCUUUAAGAAACCUUCUUGAAAAAAAAGUAAGAUUAAACUUUUGUUUUAUUUAUAAAGAGUUUAUAUUUUGUUUUCAUCUUUUAAAAACAAUUUCACCAGUGGUCUUAAAGAUGAUUGAUACAGUUGUACCAGGAUCGGAAGCCUUGCCGUUCUCUAUACAGCUGAAGGCCCUGUUGGAUCAAGAGGCAAAAUACCAGCCCAAACUGUGUGGCUUGAGGUUAAUUGAAUCGGCCAACGAUAAUGGCCUGAGAAUGACGGCCAGGCUGAGAGAUUUUGAAAUCAGAGAUCUGUUGUCUUUAACUCGGUUCUUCAGCUUUAGUGCAGAGACAUUCUCGCUUGCUGUGAACCUGCUUGAUCGGUUCUUGGCUCAAAUGAAGGUGCAACCAAAGCAUUUAUCCUGUGUUGGGCUAUGCUGUUUUUACUUGGCUGUGAAAUCUCUGGAGGAGGAGAGGAAUGUCCCGCUUGCCAAUGAUUUAAUCCGAAUCAGCCAGCGCAGAUUCACUGUUUCAGACAUGAUGAGAAUGGAGAAGAUCAUAAUAGAGAAACUCUACUGGAAAAUAAAAUCUACUACUGCCUUGCAAUUGCUGAGGCUGUAUCACUCGCACAUCACUGAGCAAUCUGUCUCUGAAAGCAAGACGCUGCUGAACAUUGAACGACUUGAAGCUCAGCUAAAAGCAUGCCACUGUCGCUUUGCUUUCUCAAAAGCAAAGCCCUCUGUGCUAGCUCUGGCUAUACUGGCUCUGGAGAUCCAAGAGCAGAAGCUUCAUGAAUUGGCAGAUUUGUUGCAGAGUCUCCAGCAGCAGUCCAAUAUUUCAUGCCGAGAGCUGUUCUAUUGGAGAGAGCUGGUUGCUAAAUGCCUUGCUGAAUACUCUUCACCCAAGUGUGCCAAGCCAAACAAUCAGAAACUGAGGUGGAUCGUAUCGGGGAGGACUGCUCGGCAACUGAAGCACAGCUAUUACAGGAUAGCGCACCUUCCAACGAUUCCAGAGGCUGCUUAAUAAAGAGAAAAAAAGGUGCUGAUGUGGUGGUACUUGAUGCCUGAAGGAUUCAUUUCUUAAAAGAAAAAAAAAAAAAAAACAGUAGUAAAUGAAAUUGUUAAAGAACAAUUUAUUAAUACAGGCAGCUAUUAGGAAUUUGCAUUUUUUUUUCUUUUGGAUAACGCUGUGUAUGGUGAAGUUGGUAUUAUGGCCAUAUUUGAUGCAGCCAAGAAGUGCCAAAAUAUACAUCCUAUCAAAUUUUUAUUUUGAAGUAACACCCUAUAAACCUACAGUAUGUGAAACACUUCUUGGAUAGUUACCUUUAAAAGCUGUGACAUCCAAUGGUCUCCAUAACAUGCAAAUUUCAUGUUCUUAAUUUAAAGUCUUUAAAGUUACUUCCUAAAAAAAAAACUGUUUGACGACACAGAAGUUUAACUUAAGUGAAUUGAAAUUUAAACUGGUUUGUCCACAUGCUUUUUGUUUUUUUGCAGUAUUUGCACUUUGAGUACUAUUGUAUUAUGCUACAGAUUGGCUACUACCACUAAAGGGCUAAGCAUUUUGAACAGCUGUGAUGAAGAACCAUUGUAUAGAUGAUGGUUAGACUCUUUACUACAAAGAGUCUCAGUUCUGUUUGUAUACUGCACCAGCACAUGGGCCAUUUUAGCCAUGAGCUGUGGUAUAUAUUCGGAUGAAUUUCAUCAGCUUAAAUGUGAAAAAAUGAAGCCUGUUCUCUGGUAAUAGCCUUUAAAAUAUAAUUUUUGAAGAAGCUCGCUGUUUUAAAUGUAAAGCCUUCAUUAAGUGUAAAUUGAAGAACAAGGUUGGUUUUAGUUUUAAAAAAAUCAGAACAUUAGCAGUAAAUGGAUGAAGUAUUUCAUAAAGUAUUUUUUCCAGUAUGAUGUCAUAUUUAAGGUUUUGUUUUCUUUUAGUGUGUGCUGUACUGGGGUUUAUUUCUUAAUGAUCUACACUGAAGCAGAUCUAAAUGCCACUGUCAUUUUUAUAUUGUAAGGCAACAGGUGUGUUUUCCCCCCCAAUGGCGAUUUUAUAAUUGACCCCUUUUAAUAACAGCAUAAAGUACAGUAAAAAAAGGUCUGCCAUAGAGCAGUUCUGGCAGUUUGAGCGACGGUGUUCGGAUCUGCUGCAGUUUAGAUCAUUAAAAUAGACUAUUGGGCCAGAAUUUUUUUUUUUGUGAUGGGUAUAGCUUAUUUAUUCAACCUUGUUUUUGGUUUCACUGAUUUUUGAAGGCUUUUAUUUUUGUGUAUGUUUUCACUUUAAUCCGUGCCAUGGUUCUUGGUUACAUCGCCUUUGGCACUGGUGAAGGUUUAAGAGCAGUAAAGUUAUGAACCACCUAGGUCCUCAGUCCACUAUGUGGAAGAGGAGGAAGAAGGGUUUUGUGAGCUAAAUGAUCAGAAAAUCGGAAACCAAGAAAAUUGAACCCAAAACCCUUAAACUUCCACCCUAGGUAGCUGAGCAAUCCUAAUACACACUCCUACCCAAGGUUAUAGUUGUUCGAGUUAUCUUUUAGGUAAGAUAACAAUGUAAGGUAUUAUUUAAAUUGUGAUCCUUACAGCAGAUGAAAUACUCCACUCAGAAGAGUGGUAUAAUGAGGGGCACAGAGCAGUGACAUGGGCUCUAACGGUUUCUUCUUGGUGCCCCAAAUGAUUGACAACCUAUUUUUUCUUAUUUCCUACAACACUACAUGUUUUCAAGUUGUAGGCAUGGCUUAAACAAUAGCACCUGCAUUUGUUUAACAUGAAAAACACAACUUUUAAAUAUCCUAAAAUGUUAAGGGCCUCUUAUGAUUAGGUCUUGUUUCUGUACUAUCAGACUCUCCUAUUCAUUUAACAUUUUUUGUUUGUGUGUUUUUGUUUGUUUUCUUUUAUUUUCCACGUUGCUAAGCAUUGUCAUCAUACUGCUGAUGUUGCGGUGAUGCCUCUAUAAAGCUCAUAUCUAAACACCUAUCUAGAUCACGCUAGUCACACCGGACUAGCUUAGAGUGUUUUUUAUUAACUUUUUUUUUAUCCCCUACAUUACCACUAUGAAAUAUAAAAUUAGAGGCAUCUAUAUUUAGAUGAUUAUUGCAAUUAAUACUGUUAACAUUUGAAAAUUUAGGUACAGUAUAUCUCCAAAAAGUUUAGUCAGUAUCUUGCUAAAAAUCCCCUUUUUUGCAUUUGUAUAGGAUAGAAUGAUGAAUUGGAGAAAGAUGAAUAGUAAAUUGGUUUACACAGAAACUGAUCAACGCCAUUAGAAGCAAUUUUUUUUUUUUUUUUUUUUUUUUUGUGUAA
This is a messenger RNA of Acipenser ruthenus (sterlet), 3390 nucleotides long. Its product is annotated as cyclin-G1-like. The transcript has 7 exons. Gene Ontology annotation, biological process: mitotic cell cycle phase transition; regulation of cyclin-dependent protein serine/threonine kinase activity. NCBI's taxonomy places the organism in Eukaryota, Metazoa, Chordata, Actinopteri, Acipenseriformes, Acipenseridae. The record is from RefSeq and is a predicted model, not a curated record. Bases 242 to 1129 code for a protein of 295 amino acids. Gene Ontology annotation, cellular component: cyclin-dependent protein kinase holoenzyme complex; nucleus; cytoplasm. Gene Ontology annotation, molecular function: cyclin-dependent protein serine/threonine kinase regulator activity.